AUGCCGACCGCAGCCGCAGUCUACACCGUCCCUCCGCCGAUGGUUUUUCCGGCAUCGAGUGCACCUGCUCCGACUCACCUCCAAGCCACAGAGCUCCCUUCGUACCCAUCUCUGCAACCCCACGUCGGCCUCUCCUACCAGGCACCGCCUCCUAUAAAUACCACCUUCCUCGAACCGAGCACACCAACUCACGCAGCCCAGUUCACUUCACCGACACACUUGCUUCCUGAGAAGAACGCCGAGCAAGAGCGCAAACUAAAGAGAAUGGAAGAGACAAUACGAGCCCUGCAGGCAAAUGAGGCUCGACCCGAUGCGAGCUAUGGUGACUGCAGUCUUUUCCCGGGCAUGCGGCUACCCUCGAAAUUCAAGAUCCCUGAGUUCAAGACCUAUGAAGACAGUCUGUCGGGAUCAGCUCUCGAUUGGUUCAUGUCCCUAAAGGCCGAGGACAUUCCGACGUGGGCAGACCUUUCUCAGAAAUUCAUUGACCAGUACCAGUACUGUGCGGAAACGCCUCCGACCCUCUUGGAAUUGAGCAUGAAGGAGAUGGCGCAAGGCCAAAGAUUCGAGGAAUACGCUACCAAAUGGCGUGCCCAAGCGGCAAAGCACAUCCCUCCAAUCAGCGAAGUGCAACAGAUCCAGUUAUUCCAUUCCACCCUAAGAGGAGUGUACUAUUCGCACUUGUUGGCCCACACCUCUUCAUUCUCUGAUCUCAUCGAGGCCGGGAAAAAGCUUGACUUGGGCAUUAAGCUUGGCAGGAUGGAAGGCCCCACCAAUAAAGGAGAGGAACCCUCAAAGAAGGCCUCCGCAAUGUCGACAUCUUCUAGCGGAAGAAAGGGGAAGGAGGUAACAGUUAACGCCGUCAAUCCAGCACAUCCGACGCCCCAACAGUACUCGGUGAACGUCACGUCUGCACCCCCUGUGGUCCCCACCUAUGCUCCGCAAUAUCGGCCUCAACCCCCUACCCAACCGAUCUACUAUUCUGCACUACCACCUCUACCCCCACCUACGGUGCCGUCGCCCGUUGUCCACCACUAUACCCUUGCUCCACCCCAAGCCCCUCAAUACCAACCCCCGGCUCCGAGGGUUUCUCAGCCAACACAACGAGUCCUACCCCCGCAAGGUCAACAAGGCGGUGCAGCACAACCGCGACCACGCAGGCAAUACCCGUCCCUGCCGGUCCCGCUUUCCCACAUUUACUGGCAAAUUCGUGACAAGAUCGGGACAAUAGCGCCCGGUCCGAACUUCGAUCCAACCAUCCAAGAUCAAAGCAAGCAGUGCGAGUACCAUCGGGGGGCACCAGGGCACACCCUAGACACUUGUUGGAGGUUAAGGGAGAGGAUCCAGGAGAUGAUUGAUGCAAAGGAGCUCGUAUUCAAUGCUGUAAGAUCUCCGAAUGUACAAGCUAAUCCCCUCCCCGACCAUGGACCGGCUCGGGGGCCCUCUAUCAACAUGAUCACCAUAUGCGCAUUAGGGGAGGGCGAAAGCGAGCAAGGCUGCCCCUCCCCCUUCGUGAUUGAGUACGUCCCCGCAGAAGCUGCAGUCGGAUAUCCCCGUCGGAGAACCGUAUUCGACGACAAGGUCCCAUGGACCUACGAGGGAGGUGUCGGAAACCUCGAGCAAAAAUUCGGCGUCAUGGGCAUAACACGCUCGGGACGGGUAUAUGAGAAUCCAACAACCACAGACAAAGGGAAGGCACCCGCUGCAAAAAUUGAGACGAUACCUGGAGACCCGCUUAUUCCACCCAAGAAAGUGACCGAAGAAGAGGCCGAAGCCUUCAUGAAGAUCAUCAAGGCGAACGAAUAUAAGGUAGUGGAGCAGAUGACCAAAUCUCCGGCCCACAUCUCAUUGCUCGCCCUCUUACUCAGCUCGGGACCACAUAAGGAGGCCCUCCUGCAGGUCCUGACGGCUGCACAAGUUCCCAAAGGGACACCUCCGGAUCGGAUAGAGGAGACCGUCAGCUCCAUCUUCUCCAAUACCAUCUCGUUUUCGGAUGACGAGCUUCCCUCUGAAGGAUGUGCACAUUCCUGGGCGUUGCACAUUGUCUGCAAUGUCACAUUCCGAGUGCUGGAUAUCCCGAACGCCUUCAGCCUGCUGCUCGGAAGGCCUUGGAUCCACUCGGCCGGUGCCAUUCCCUCCUCUCUACAUCAGAAGUUGAAAUUCAUCAUCGAAGAGAGGAUUAUCACGGUCAAAGGGGAGGAAGAUUACGCCAUCUAUAAAGAGACGGCGGUCCCUUACAUCAGCGUCGGAAACGACGAAAAUCUGCCUUUCCACUCCUUCGAGACCAUCUCCGUCAUUCGGGAUUACUGA
This is a messenger RNA of Punica granatum (pomegranate), 2307 nucleotides long. NCBI's taxonomy places the organism in Eukaryota, Viridiplantae, Streptophyta, Magnoliopsida, Myrtales, Lythraceae. The record is from RefSeq and is a predicted model, not a curated record.